Micropterus dolomieu (smallmouth bass) is the source of this 4888-nucleotide messenger RNA. RefSeq names its product serine/arginine repetitive matrix protein 1. The record is from RefSeq and is a predicted model, not a curated record. Gene Ontology annotation, molecular function: protein binding. The transcript is spliced from 9 exons. The coding region runs from base 39 to 3245 and encodes 1068 amino acids. NCBI's taxonomy places the organism in Eukaryota, Metazoa, Chordata, Actinopteri, Centrarchiformes, Centrarchidae.
GGUACGGCGGUGGAAGAUCAGCGAUUGCUGGCGUGAACAUGGCGGAGACCGUACGCUCGCUCUUCGACUACCGGGAGACACAGAGCCUGGACAGCGACGGAGAAGGCAUCAAACCGGCACCGCCACUGCGAGGGCGCGGCUGUGGAAGGAAAAGGAAAGGGACACCCGUGAAAGUCUUUGUUACACACACUGAGGAGGAGAGCGUGCCUGAACACAGCUUCAGCCCAGGUGAUCGUAAGGAAGCAGCAGAGAAUAAACGGCCCACACUGGACGGGCCUUUCUACAACACAGAGCCCGCUCCUCACAGCUGCGGUACACCAGAGCAGGCUCAUGGCAAAGCCCCCUCCGGACCCAAGACCAGCUCCUGCUCGGCCUCUACACCAGCUCCAGCUCCUGCUGCUUCCUCUGCCCCAACCCCAACACCAGUCCCUGCCCCUGCCCCGGCCCCAGCUGCUGCGACUUCAGCUCAGGCCCCUUCACUGACCCCCGCCUCCACAGCUCCGGCUGCCCCGACAGCCUCUGCUCCAGCCCCAACAGCCAGCUCCUUCCCUCCCUCCCCUAACUGCCGCAUCCGAGAGGUCCACUGUGGCAGCCAGGUGCGGCUGGUCGUUAUCGCCAUCCGGGACAUCACCAAGGGGGAGGAGAUCACUGUGGAUUACAGCCUUACAGAGUGGGGAGAGAACCUGGGUUUCCGUGGUACUGUGUCUCCGGCGCAACACGAGUGUAACUCUGACACAGAGAAUAACAACAAUAUCAAAAAGGAGGAUGAGCCUCUCUCUCUGACAACACAGCAGCGGCAGCAGCAGCAGCAGCAGCAGCAGCAGCAGGAGUACGUCACCCCCUCAUGGUCCCUCUCUCCCUCCUCCUCCCCCAUCUCCCACUCCGAUGCUAGUGACUCAGACGCCGGAGAUGAGGACAACGGCAGCCCACGCGGGCGCGCACUACGCCGCCGCAAGAAACGGCGUGGCACACCUUCAAAGAAAAAGAUCCCACAUCGGACCCCACCUGGGCGGCCGCUGGGCUCCCCCGCCAGCGUUCCUCAUCACAACCGUCCACUUCCCUUAUCCCACCCUCCAGCGCAGUCCUCCCCUCCCUGCUCAUCUUCCUCCUCCUCUUCAGCUAAGCCUGUGUUCAAAGCUCCGGCUCCGCUGGGCUCCACCACAAGCAACGUCAACAUAAAUGUCCCCAGAGGAGGAGUGUCCAUAGACUCCAUGCGCCAAACCUGCGAGUACUGCGGACGCCACUUCCGCUCUCUGGGCCGCCACUUAGAUAAACACCAUGCCCACCAACCAGAAGUGUGCUCUGCCCUGGUGGAGCGUUACACACAGAUGCCCCGCCUGCAGGCACAGAACACAAACCCUGCCACAGCUCACGCACACACUCCACAGCACUCAAAGGCGCCACAAGCCGCGGGACAGAGCCGCAGUUCAGAUCUCCCGCAGAGUGGCGCCCAGGACCUCUCCAUGUCUCCGCCCACUCUCACAGCCGCUAACCAAUCCCCUGCCUCCUCUGGGAGAAACUCCUCCUCCCCUGCGCUGACUCCUCCGCGAGGACAGAGCGCAGUGCCGGUGUCCGUCCUAAAGAGGAGCCCACCCCCUGUGGCUGUGACGCAGUCCAGGAAGGGAGCGAUGAGGAGGCUGAAGAAAGAAAGACAGGACGAGGUGGAAGAGGAUGAGGAGGACGAGGAUGAGGAAGAUGUGGAGGUAGUGGAGGUGAAGAGGCCCAAAGAGGAGGAGGAUGUUGAGGUGGUGUGCCCUCAGUCCUUCAGCAGCAAGCUGGCCAAAGAGAUGGAACCACCAAAAGAAGAGGAAGAGGAGGAGGAGGAGGAGGAAGAGGAGGAGGAGAAUGGAGUGUUGGAGGUGGAAGAUGAAAGUGGGACAGAGGAUAAGGAAAAGGACUUGCUGAGUGGUUCGGGGCGUCACCACUUGCUGCCCCUCCUCUCAUCCUUGUCCUCUCUGGUGCUGUACCUUCGUCGGCUGCAGCACUCCGCAUUCUUGUCCCUGUCUCGGCAGCUCCAGUCAGCCGAGGCCUGGCGCCUUCUUUGCCACUCCAGCCUGGCUCUCCUCAUCCUGUACAACCGCCGACGCGAGUGCGAGGUCUCCAAGCUGUCCAUCGCUGAAUAUCGUGCUCGCGUCACUCCCCAGUGCCCCGUUCCGGUCCCCCCUGGCGCCCCUCCAGCUCUCACCCCGUUGGAGGCCUCCCUGUCCCCCUUUGAGCGCCUGGUGCUUCCUCACCUCCCUAGAGUUGGGGUCCAGGGUAAACGUGGACGAGUCCAGCCCCUCAUCCUCCCCCCCCACUGCGAGCCCUGCCUGGAGCUCCUCCUGCAGACACGGCAGGACGUGGGGGUUGACCCCGCAAACCCGUAUGUCUUCGCCAGGCCAUACCACUCCCCUGCCACACCGCUGCGAGGUACUGACCUCCUCCGUAGUCUGGCCCGCUCAAGCGGUACCCGCAAUCCCCGUGCCCUGACGCAGACCAGGGUUCGCCGGCAGGUUGCCAUACUGACCCAGCUGCUGCUACUGGGAGAAGGAGAGGAGCCCGGGCAGCCUGGAGGCAGCGCUGUAGAGAGGCUGGAGCACUUCCUGGAGAGGGAGUACCAUGUGACACAGAACUGUGCCGGAAUUGGCCAAGACCCAGGCCUGAUGGGCAGAGUGGGCCGAGUGGUGCUUUGUGGAGAGAGAGAUGGAGUGCUGUUCAGAGGAAUGAGCCUGAACCACAUCUGCCUGGAACUGGACGUUAUGUCAGGAAACUCUGCAGACUCGUACUCAGAGGGAGAGUCUGAAGGGGAGCAAGUGAAGGAGAAGCCCGAGGUGCCCGCUCCUGCUCCUGCUCCGAACCCCACACCUACCCUGCUGUAUGUCAGGAAAGGCAAGAACAACGGGCGGGUGGGGCGACCCAAGAAGCUCAAGAACACACAGCCACCCCCUCCACCUCCUCCACCCCCACCUCCACCCGCAAACCGCAGGAGAGGCUCAGGUCAGCCCAAAUCAGGAAAGCGAGGUGUCCUGAAGCGCCCCUGGUCGGAGGCGGAGCGUGCGGCUGUAGAGGAGCACCUGACCCAAAACAUCACCGAGCUCCGAGUCCCCGCAAAGGCCGACUGCGAACGCUGCCUGCAGCAGUGCCCGCUGCUGGUCAGCAACCACCGCGACUGGCGAGCCAUCAAGUUCUACUGCCACAACCGCAUUCAGCUGCUGAAGAAAAACCAGCGGCGUGAAAGUGAGCCCCAGCCCCUCACUGUCUGCUGAGAGGGGGAAGUGUGCGGGGGAGGGAGAAAGGGAGUGAUGGAACAAAGAGGCUGGAGGAGGAGGGGGUUGACUGAUAUGGUGCAGCUGAUCAGAGCAGAAUCUCAAAUGGUACCCUGCUGCCCAUGCACUAAUUUUGAGAGGACGGUCCUAAAUUUCACUCUACUUCUCUGGUAGUGUGGUUUGUAUUUGACAUGUUUCCUAAUUUGACACCUGAUGGCAUUUUCAUUUUGAGCCACACAAGAACAGAAAUUUGAAUUAACCUUUUUCGCUGCUCUACUUUAAAGGUCUUAAAAAUGACACUACCGUCUUCAUGGUGCUCCUGAUUUGAGGGUUACAGUGCAAGUUUUGUCAAAAGCAGUGCACUUGGACAGGUGCCGUUUGAGACAUGCCUCGUGGGGACUUCAGAGACCAUGGCACUGGCCGCAGCCUGUGUUGUGUUGUAUAUGGACUUUUUUUCCCCUCUCCUUUCAAAUGGAUUCACUAAACUGAAAUGUAAACAAGGGAGGCAGUCGAGCCCUACAGUGUUGUUAUAUAAACGUUGUGAAGUAGCAUUAGUGUUUUAUGCACUUGGAGACGUUAAUAGGACAAAUGGCCUGUGUUUGGGCCACACUUUCCUUAAUAAUGGUUAUAUAAUUAGAGUAGGCCUAACUACUGCUAACAUACAAGAAUAGCCAGAUCCUUCCUCAAACAAGCUAGUUCUUCUUUUCAUGCAGCUGACUGUGCAAUUCUGACCUUGGUUUCAUUAUAUUUGGACCUUAAUUUACAUGUAAGGUACGAGAUGAUGAAUGAGUUACUGUUUUACAGUUCCCAUGAGGUUUUUUUUUUAAAUAAAAAUUAAUCCCAGCACUACGAUGGAGAUAGUUUUCCAGAGUGGGAGUUGAGGGUUUCAUAGGUAAGACAAUUAAAUGGCCUCAGAAUGUUGUGAAAUUACUUUUGUAUACCUAAGAUGUCUAGUUAAACCACAAAGUUCAGAAAUAUGAGUAUCCUUUGACACCCCUCCCGAAGAACUGUAUGUUCUCGUUUCCUAUUGUUUUUUUUUUCCUUUUUCAGCCUGUUGCACAUUUGUUAUUCAAAGUAGUAAACAAGGUGCUAUAGGCCACUAAGCUGGAUAUCACUUUAUAUGUGGAGAGAUUUCCCUUGGUUGUGUUUAAGUUUCUAAAAAAAGUGGGCAUUUAUCAGAGAAGUGAUGGUUCUGUGUCGCCUUGCUUGUUGCAUUGUCUGUGUCUUUUUUCGGCUAGAGCUCCUCCUGUCCUUUCCCAGCCACACUACACGGUUUGCAGCUCGACCAGAUUUUUGGUUUCUCUUCAGCGUUGCUGGAAAUCUGCGUCCAUCGGACUAAAACCUCCAUGAAACCUCAAGACAGAUACUUGAAGUUAUUUAAACCUUCGGCAGAGUCUUUACGUUCUUUCUUGCUCUAGCCUUGCCAGUUACAUUGUACAUAACAAAUAUAUUAUCAUUAUGCUAACUGGUUGUUUGUGCUAGACUAUAUGUAGCUUUUUCCAUUUCUGAGUUAUUGCUAUCUGUACAUAAGUCUGUCUGUAAAUACUCCUCAGAGAAAGAAAGAAAAAACACAAUGUAUGACAUGCCUUGGUUAUUGUGUUAUGUUUUUUCUUUUUUAUAAGUCUUAUAAAAAUGUAAAGCUA